AUGGAUCCAGUGGUAGAGAAAACGCUAGAAAACAAAGAAAACGUCGCAGAAAACGCGUCGAAAACUGCUCAAAGCGAUUUGACCUUGAGUAGUCAACCUACUACGCUUUCUUCCACGCUCUCUUCGAAAGGUAAGAAAAAGGCUGUCAAGAGAGCUAAAAAGAAGGCUGCUAAAAAGAGGAAGCAUGCUGCUGCCGCAGUUGCUGGCGCUGAUGUUGAUGACACUCCUUCUGAACAUCACCCUCCUUCUACUGCAGGAACUGAAUCCGUUGCUGAAACCGAAGCCGAGGGUGAGGGUGAGGAAGAUGAAGAUGAAGAGCCUCUCGCUACUCCCAGAGCUUCUUAUGAAGAAACCGAUGCUGAUGCCGCUGCUACUGCAGCUCCCACUCCUUUAAGUGCCCAUCCUGCUUCUGCUUCUGCUCCUGUUGCUCCUGCUGCUGCUGCUAGCACUAGCACUAGCCCUAGCCUUAAUCCUCAUUCUCGUCCUAGCCCUAGUCUUAGCCCUGCUCCUACCCCUGCUAAAGCAGACAUUGGCAGCAGCGAUGAUAGCAGCUUGCACAGUGAAGAUCGUAAAUCCGUAUUUACGGAGGCACCCAGUGCUGCUGAAGACCAUGUAGAGAUGAUCGACUUUUUCCCAAGACCUAGCCAGCAAACUCCUAAAGAAGAGACCACCGGUAUUCAAUCUGGUGCUACCAAGGCUGCUGCAGCUAGCACAGUUCCUGAUGUUUCUUCUCAAACUAGUGGUGAUAUUCAGCAAGUCAUUACCACUGGAGAUGAUUUAUCUUCUGCAUCUGGCGACAAGUCUUACGGCAACGAAGACACCUUCGUUUCCAGAGGAUACAACCAAAAGAGCGGACUUGGAUACGACUCUGUAAAUGACACUAGCUCCAAGGCUUUUGUUGAUAAGGCUGUCUCUUCUUCCGAAAAGGAUGCUGCCGCUUAUGAAUCCUACAACCACUUCCCUACUGGCUUUUCCAUGACCCAGCACAUUGACGCUGGCGUUCAACAGGAGAUUGCUUUCGAGGAUGCUGAAGAUUUUGCCUACCAAGACCCCAACGUCCCUCAUACCACUAGCGUCACCACUGAGGGUAUUUCUACCGCUCCUUCUACUGCUGCUCACAGUACUACUACUAGCAAGUACGCCGAAGACUCUAACGAGGGUGUUACCAUGCCUGGUAGCUUAGCUUCUCCUGCUGAUGACGACGAGGACGUUGAUAAUGUUUCUAAGCAACCCGUCCCUAGCAAGGAGACUGCUGAUUCUUCCAAGCCCGUCGAUACUACCGACGCCAAUAACGCUUCUACUGGUGCUUUUGCUCCCAAGCCUGCUACCAGUGGUGCUUCCACUGGUGCUAAGGCCCCUACCAGUGACGCUACUACCGCUGCCAAGUCUCCUGCUGGCGGUGCUUCUACUAGUGCCAAUGCUCCUGCUGAUGAUGCUGCUACCUCUGCCAAGUCCCCUACUGACGCUAAUAAAGCUUCUACCGGUGCUUUUGCUCCCAAGUCUCCUGCUGGUGAUGCCUCUACUGGUGCCAAGUCUUCUGCUGGUCCUGCAGCUGCUGGUGCUGGCGCUACUAGCGCUGCCGGUAGCGCUGGUGCCGGUGCUGGCAACGCCAAGCAGGCCCCCAAAUCUGCUGUUGAUAAGGCCGAGACUAUGGCUUCCAAUAAGGCCCACGCUGCUCAAAACACAAAGGACGAGGUUCUUGGCAAGUCCCCCUCUAAGGAUGCCAAGGACGCUACUAAGGAUACUCAAAAGACUCCCGCUAAGGAUGCCAAGGAUGCCCAAAAGUCCCCUGUCAAGAAAGCUGAAGGUGCUCUUGACCCAUCCAAGUCUCCCAAGGAGACUGGCGCUGGUACCGGAGCUGGUACCGGGGCUGGAGCCAGAGCUGGAGCUGGAGCUGGUACUGGAGCUGGUACUGGAGCUGGAACUGGUACUGGAGCUGGAGCCUCUUCUGCUGCCAAACCUACCACUGGCCAUGCCGGCACUGAAGCUACUGAGGCUGAAAACAAGACUAAGGAUGCCACUGACUCUCCUGCUAAGAAGGGUAUCUUCAAACGUUUUAAGAAAGCUAUCCGUAAUGCAUUCCACUAA
Schizosaccharomyces octosporus yFS286 is the source of this 2088-nucleotide messenger RNA. RefSeq lists its product as uncharacterized. The record is from RefSeq and is a predicted model, not a curated record. The transcript has 2 exons. Lineage: Eukaryota; Fungi; Ascomycota; Schizosaccharomycetes; Schizosaccharomycetales; Schizosaccharomycetaceae. The coding region runs from base 1 to 2088 and encodes 695 amino acids.